Molecule: messenger RNA, 2943 nt
Organism: Syzygium oleosum
Lineage: Eukaryota; Viridiplantae; Streptophyta; Magnoliopsida; Myrtales; Myrtaceae
Product: histidine--tRNA ligase, cytoplasmic-like
Exons: 7
Coding region: 1-2700 (899 amino acids)
Biological process (GO): mitochondrial translation; histidyl-tRNA aminoacylation
Cellular component (GO): mitochondrion
Molecular function (GO): ATP binding; histidine-tRNA ligase activity
Source: RefSeq, a predicted model, not a curated record
AUGGCUGACGGCGGCGACACCGUCGCCGGAGCGGUGGUUUUGGGAGGCCAGGGUUCUUCCGUCUCUUCGUCCUCAGUAUACGCGAUAUGCGCCGGCACUGCUCGCGUGCGCGCAGACUCGUCGGCGCGCGAUCGCCUCGCGGCGUCUUCUUCGUCGUCGCCGGCCGGUCGGAUCUCUCCUGCCGCCGCCGCCUCCGAUUUCCAGAUAACCUUCCCUCCUUACUUCAGCGUUGCGGAAACGCGCGCUGCUCUGACGGUGCUUCUCAACAAGCUCCUUAUCUCUGGUUGUUCCGGUACGCGAACGGACCUUGUCGACCGUAUUUCGGACUCCUUGAAUUCUGUCCCUCCCCCGCAGGGACGCCUUAAUGUUGGGAACGCCCUUACCCAUGAAGAGCUUUAUAUAUUAGAACAUUCGCACGCUACUUUGUAUGGGAUUUGUGCGGUCUUGGACCACUUGUCCACGGCCUUGUCCACGACGGUCGAUGCGGUUGCUGCAUUGUCGUGUGAGGCCAUCGAAGCUGACGUGGCGGUCUUCAAUCUUAUCGACUCGGGGGAUCCUUUUGCCUCAAAGGAGGAGAUCGGGUUCGCUAGUGAUAUGAAAGUCUUGCUUAAUGGGUCUAAAUUGGUGGGUAAAGUAGAGUGCGACGCAAUUUCGUGCAUUCCCAAAGUUCAUGCGACAUUGAGAAGGGUGGUGAAGUCAGUGCAUUCGGAGGUGCGAGUGUACCUGAAUUCGCGAGUUAGGAUACAGAAAGUUGGGUCUACCGCUGAUGGCGCGGCCAAGGCCGUUGUGAAUGUGUUGUGGCCGCUGGCUGAUGUGCUGCUGGAUAUUGGUAGGACCUCUUUAUGCCGAGCAAAGAUGAAUUUAGAUUCAAUCGGUGCCGAUGCCCUGAAAAGCAGGUUAACAGGUAUGUUUGAGAAGGAGUGUGUAAGUAUGGAUGAUUUGGAGAACGAGAACAAGGUGCUCAAUAAUGCGAAAAUGGGCGGAGAUUUUGAGAAGUUUGUGCAUGAAUCGUAUGUGCUUUGUGGUCGUGUCUGGAAAAUAGUGGCUUGGGAGGCAAUUACCGCAUUUGUUGCGCUUGAGGGAAGUGAGUUGAUCGAAAAGGGAAAGCAUGAGGAAAUUAAUGGAGUGCAAGCAGAUAAGAAAAGUGAGAAGAAGAAGAAGAAGGUGUUGUUGGGGAGAGGGACGGCUGUUGUGGUGCAAUUGAUUAAGGAUAGAUUUCAGAGGAACGGAGAAACUGACAGUGAUAGUUCAAUUUUACUAGAGAAACUUGUACAAGAUUUAUUACUGUUCCUGGACACGAGGGGUCCAGAAUUUGACGAUUUCUUGAACAAAGUGAAGGACAUUGUGGACAGUAAUGAGAGUAGAAGGCUGCCCAAGCUUCCCAAGGGAACUCGUGAUUUUAUGAAAGAACAAAUGGCAAUAAGAGAAAAAGCAUUCUCCAUUAUAACAGAGGUUUUCAAGAAGUAUGGUGCUACGGCACUUGCUACUCCUGUUUUUGAAUUGAGAGAGACUCUGAUGGGAAAAUACGGCGAGGACUCAAAGUUGAUAUACGAUCUUGCUGACCAGGGUGGAGAGCUUUGUUCUCUAAGAUACGACUUGACUGUUCCAUUUGCGAGAUGUAUGGCGAUGAAUGGACUUACAUCAUUGAAGAGAUACCAAAUAGCUACAGUAUACAGGAGGGAUAAACCUUCUAAGGGUAGAUACCGCGAGUUUUACCAAUGUGACUUUGACAUUGCUGGGCAAAAUGUAAGGAUGGGGCCAGAUUUUGAGGUCAUAAAAAUUCUAACUGAGCUGCUUGAUAAACUGAAUAUUGGAGAUUAUGAGAUAAAGUUGAACCGCCGGAAGUUAUUGGACGGUAUGUUGGAAAUAUGUGGUGUGCCAUCAGAGAAAUUCAGAACUAUUUGCUCAAGUAUCGACAAGUUAGACAAGCAGUCAUUUGAGCACAUUAGGAAGGAGAUGGUGGAAAAAAAAGGUUUAACUGCCGAGAUGGUAGACAGGAUUGGCAAUUUUGUAAAGGAAAGGGGUCACCCUCUGGAAUUGUUGUCAAAGCUUCAACAGAAGGGGAGCCGAUUUCUGGAAAAUGAAGGAUCUGUGCAUGCCCUGAAUGACUUGGAAAGAUUGUUCAAGGCCUUGAAAGAGUCAAAGUGCACCGACAAAGUUGUUUUUGAUUUGAGUCUUGCCAGAGGUCUAGAUUAUUAUACAGGGGUGAUAUUUGAAGCAGUUUUUAAAGGGGACACACAGGUUGGAUCAAUUGGUGCCGGGGGGCGUUAUGACAACCUUAUAGGAAUGUUUGGUACAAAGCAAGUUCCAGUAGUUGGUGUUAGUCUAGGAAUUGAACGAGUAUUUGCAAUAAUGGAGCAGCGUCAGAAAGAUCAGGGUCAGAGGAUAAUUCGAGCUACAGAGACGCAAGUGUUGCUCGGAUAUUUGGGGGAUGAGGAUGACUUGCAUACAGCUUCAGGUCUAGUGACUGAGUUACGGGAUGCCGAAUUGAGAGCAGACUACAUGCUCCAUAAGAAAGUGAUGAAGCACAUUGAUUUCGCCAGAAAAAACCAGAUCCCCUGGCUGGUGCUAGUAGGUGCGCGGGAAUUGAGUGAAGGUGUGGUGAAGUUGAAAGAUAUGGAGAAUGCCAAAGAGGAAGUGGUUCCUAGAAGCGCCAUGGUUCAAGAACUUCUCAACCGUUUGAAAGUUGUGAGAACUUAAAUUACAUUACUACUUCUAUACUGUUCAUCCAUUUUUAACUUUGCUACUUCUAUACUGCUUCGGUACUGUUCAUCCAUUUUUAACAUUACCGGCAAGCAAUAGUAGUUGUCUUUCAUGCUUAUGAUGCCAAAUAGAAGCCUCUACGGGUUGUAAAAUGCUGCUUCUAGCAUUAGCAACAAGGUUGAAACAAUAGAAAAUAUUAUUUAAUAUUCAUUUAUAUGUAGAAAUUGUUGCCAGGACUUA